AUGAAGGACGUGAAAAUUGAAGAUUGUGAGGCGGAAGCAGUAUAUCCUUUGAUAUCUGCUGAAUCAAAUUCACUCUUUGCUUUAAUGUGGACUCAGAAUCUUGCAGCUUUGGCUGCUGGAACAGGCACGAAUGCUUCAACAAAUUCAUUUAUACAGCCGCUGUUGAAUUCAACGUCGGGUACUUUGCAACAGCUCAAUCCAUUCUUACAAACACUUGCAGUACAAUCUGGAAUUGGUUUUGCUUCACCAAAAACGAAUUCGGUCAUAGCAUUUCCCUCCGGUAAAGAGAUUGAAAGCACAGACAAAGUUCUGUGUCGCAAUCCGAAUGCAACUGGAAAUGAGCAGGACGCCAAAAGGAUACGUCUUUCUUCUCAUUCGCUGAAACCCUCCACAUCCCAGCAUAUCAGCACUGUUUCAUCAACUGCUGUUAGAGGUGUAUCUGGUAGUAACGGUGAUAUUACAACAGGUAACGUUUCAUUUUUAUCAUUCAAUGAGAAUAUGAGUAGUGGAUUUGUGAGUGCCAAGGAUGGUGGGAAUGGCUGGAUUACAGUAGCACUGAGGUUGAAUAGUGUGGGACGCUUAAGAAUCAAUUAA
Molecule: messenger RNA, 594 nt
Organism: Cercopithifilaria johnstoni
Lineage: Eukaryota; Metazoa; Nematoda; Chromadorea; Rhabditida; Onchocercidae
Source: the annotation of a GenBank genome assembly